CACAGCGAUGGAAAACGUAUCAAGGUUGCCAACACUGGUUGAGUGAAUUCCUUGAUGCGAUUCAAAGAUAUGAAGCUUCAUUUCCUCUUAAUAAUACUUUUAUUUGUCUUUAUCUCCUCAUCUCGAGCGACGCUAAAAAAUCAAUCAAGAAAUUCAACCUCAGAUCUGGACUUCAGAUUUGAAGAAGAUCCUGAAGGACCUGCCGUCAAGCGUCUCCAACCGCCAUAUUUACAACUACCCAUUUUCCUGCAUUCCAGAAUCCCGCUUGUGGACAAGGAACAAUUUUCUCCUAAGUUUGGAUCAGGCUUUGAGCAAGUGCCCGAAGGGUUAAAGAAACUCUUCAUCCCGCGCGCCCCCGCGACAGAGGGUGCGAGCUCCCGACGCCGCGAACGAGCACACGGAGUGCACGUCGUGUGUCAGUUGACGAAAAUGAUCGUUAAAGUCAACAAACACAUGUUAGGAGUCGGUGGUGUUCAGUACGAGUUAAAACUGGGAACAUGCGACAUCAGCAAGACUACAAAGAGCCAUCAUGUGUUUAUUUACGACAUGGAUCAGUGUGCCAGUGAGAGAAAGUUAAUAAACAAUAGAGUAACAUAUUCCAACAUGCUGCACUACUCUCCAGUGAUGGACCAGGGGCCAAUUCGCCGCUCUGUGCCUUUCUCAGUCCCCGUUGAGUGUCACUUUAACAGAUAUCAUUACUCAUACAAAAUUGGUUAUGUACCUCAAGUCAGACAUCAACACCACUUCAAGCCCCUGAGAGUGGUGGACAGUGUCAUCCUCACCCCUCGUGACGAGAAGUGGAGGAGGUUGUCCCCCACACAGGAGUAUACCAUUGGUCACCCAAUGUACUUCCAGGCGGAUGGACCACAUCUUGCCGAGGACGAGAGGCUGUUUGUGGAUUCCUGUUAUGUGACUGUCAGCAGUUCUCAUUUGUCUAUGCCACGAUUUACAGUCAUUGAAAACCACGGGUGCAUGACUGAAAGCAAGAGCAGUAGGUGGUCCAGAUUCAUUCAAAGUGGACGAAGGAAUGUUGUACGGUUUUCCUUGGAUGCAUUUCUGUUUCAAGGAAUAUUAGGAAAGCAUCUUUACAUGCAUUGUGAAAUAUCUAUCGGAAGUUUAAACCCAACAGCAACUGCGAAGUCCUGCACUUACAACCAAAAUACAAAACAAUGGGAAGAAUUACACAGUUCAAAUAAUGUGUGUUUCUGCUGUGACUCUACAUGCCAGUCUUAUGACCUGUCUGUGUCCAGUAAGGUUAUCACCAGUGAUCCUUGGAUCAUGGAGCCUGAUUUGGGCUUCGUCGAGGAGGAGGAAACAACUCUAUUCACGCCAGAUGAGGUGGGAACAGGUUAUGUUCAGGUUUUGACCUCAGCUGAGACUGAUUCACAUCAUUUUGCGCCGGCCUCGACUGUGGUGGAGAAAAAAGGCAAGUUUGUGGAGCCCCGCAGAAUAUUUGAGGAGGUAUUUGGACUGGACUAAACAAACAAAAAAAGGACCUACUGUAAUAUGCUUUGAUUAUAGACAUUUCACAGAUGCACACGAAAUGCUAAUAAAUACAUGACACACAUGUUUGUAA
This is a messenger RNA of Danio rerio (zebrafish), 1576 nucleotides long. It is a transcript of the gene zp3d.2, whose product is annotated as zona pellucida glycoprotein 3d tandem duplicate 2. Gene Ontology annotation, cellular component: plasma membrane. The record is from RefSeq and is marked provisional. NCBI's taxonomy places the organism in Eukaryota, Metazoa, Chordata, Actinopteri, Cypriniformes, Danionidae.